Manis pentadactyla (Chinese pangolin) is the source of this 1842-nucleotide messenger RNA. Its product is annotated as olfactory receptor 1G1-like. Lineage: Eukaryota; Metazoa; Chordata; Mammalia; Pholidota; Manidae. The transcript has a single exon. Gene Ontology annotation, cellular component: membrane. The record is from RefSeq and is a predicted model, not a curated record. Gene Ontology annotation, molecular function: olfactory receptor activity; G protein-coupled receptor activity. Bases 196 to 1095 code for a protein of 299 amino acids. Gene Ontology annotation, biological process: G protein-coupled receptor signaling pathway.
ACAGCCCUCAUGUUUCAUGUUCGCACACAAGCCAUUACAGCUGUUAGUGAAUCUCAGGGAUCUCUUCAAGGAAUAGAAAGAAAACAGCCUGGGUCUCUAUAAUAUUUAGAGCCUUUCAUCAAGUAGUAUUCUGCUCUAAUUUCUCAUUUUUAGAAGGAAAUCAGAAACCAAACCUGCAUCUCUGACUUCCUGCUCAUGGGCUUCUCUGAGUACCCAGAACAGCAGCCUCUCCUGUUUGGCAUCUUCCUGGGCAUGUACCUGGUCACUGUGUUGGGGAACCUGCUCACCAUCCUGGCCAUCGGCUCUGACCCUCGCCUCCACACCCCCAUGUACUUCUUCCUGGCCAACCUGUCCUUCAUCGACACCUGCUUCUCCGGCACCAUUGUCCCCAAGGUGCUGGUGAACAUCCAGACACAGCGCUACACCAUCUCCUAUACUGGGUGCCUCCUGCAGAUGUACUUCUUCAUGGCCCUGACCCUGCUGGAUGACUUCCUGCUGGCCGUGAUGGCCUAUGACCGCUACGUGGCCAUUUGCCUUCCUCUUCACUACACCACGAUCGUGAGCCCCCAGCGCUGCCUGCUGCUGGUCACUGUGUGCUGGCUCUGCUCCCACCUCCUGGCCUUCCCACUCACUCUCCUGAUGUCUCAGUUCUCCUUCUGUGCCUCCCGUUCCAUCCCACACUUCUUCUGUGACCUCCCCCCGCUCCUCACACUGGCCUGCUCAGAUACUCACAUCUUUCAGAUCAUGAUGUUUACUAACUCAACCCUGUCGGGUGUGGUGCCCCUCGGCUGCGUCCUCGUCUCCUAUGCGCACAUCAUGCGCACCAUCCUCACGAUCCCCUCUGCUGGGGGGAAGCACAGAGUCUUCUCUACCUGUGGCUCCCACCUGACAGUGGUCACUCUCUUUUAUGGGACACUCUUUCUGGUGUAUUUCCAGCCCUCCUCCUCCUACUCGGCUGACACCGGAAUGGUGGCAUCUGUGGCAUACACGAUGGUCACCCCCAUGCUGAACCCCUUUAUCUACAGCCUGAGGAACAGGGACAUGAAGGGGGCUUUGUGGAGACUCCUCGGCUGUGGAAGAUGGUCUGCCCAGUAAAGAGACCUCCCCCAGAGUAGACGACCAGGCUUUUCAACAUGCCUCCUCCCUGGACUUGUCUAUUAUAAAUUUGAAUGACUCACUUUCAAGACAGGAUGGAUGCUUAGCCUUACAAGCAGAUGCACAAAAUGAAGAUUCUGAUUUUACAGGGCAGGUAUAGGACAGCCUGGAGAGGGAGUGUGAUCAGUAGGCCCUACACAGUGACUUGGGGACUGAGUAAUAUAUCCAAGCACAUGCAGUCCAGAGCUGGGAACACCAAAAACAUCAGCAAAAACAUCCUCCUUGGAUUCCAGGAGGAAGCUCAGUAGGAGCACAGGUAGGACUCAAGUCUCCCCAACAGCAGAAAUGCUGGCAAGACUAGGCAGGUGAGGAUCUAAGUCAGUCACUGGGCUUCAGGCAUCAACUCUGACCAUGCCUCGGAAGAAACUGCAUUGUGGCCAUUGGCCUCAACAUUGAGAAUAUGACAUGGCAGAAUGUGUGUGUGGCCGGAAAAGGCAAUAUUCUAGAAAAGAAACCUAGGCUCAGAAAGAGUACGAUAUUUGUGCAGUAUCAAACAUCUGGAAUUAGAUCUUUGUCCCUGGAAGAUUAUUUGUGUUUUUUUAUUUGCUACUUGUGACCAUUUUAUUCUUCACUUUUUAAACCCUGGGUUAUUUCUCCUCCAACCUAAAAACCAUGCAUGUCAUUGCAAUAAAUGUCUAAACUAUAAAGAAAAAAUUUUAAUCCUUUUCUAAAAAGAAACUAUUCUGA